AUGGCGCAGCUCGGCCUGCUCCGCCUGAAGGCGCCGAACAAGGAGCCGCGGGAGAGGGAGCCCGGACCCGGACCCAGGCCCGGGCCUAGCCCCAGCCCCAGCCCCGCCGCCAAGCGCCGGAAAACCCAGCACCACGGCCUCAGCCUCCGGCCUCCCGCCGCCACCUCGGCCUCUGGCCCCGCGCUCCGUUACCCGGCCCCCGCCCCCCUCCACUCAGUGCGGCCGCCGCCGCCGCCGUCGCCCUCGUCGCCCUCAGCGCCGGCCCCCGGCCCCGGGCCAACCCCCGGCCCCACCGCCGCCGCCGCCACCACCACCACCACCGCCACCGCCACCGCCACCGCCGCACUCCCCAAGACCAAGAGCCCGAAGGAGAAACACCUGCAUCGAGACAAGGAGAAGAAACAUCGGCCGCGGAAGGAAAACAGCGCCUGCCGGCCGCUGCCGAAAGGUGGUUCCGAUGAAAAUGGGAAAAGCCGGAGACCGGAUGAAUACUUGGGCAAAAAAACAAAGAAAAAGAAGAAAAAGAAACAUCGGGAAGGUGAGCGACCAAGGCGGCUAAAAAUGUACAACAAAGAAGUACAGACGACAUGUGCAGGGAUCACUCACAUUGACCUGGACGCUUUGGGGCACGGUUCUUCUGAUGAGUCAAGUGUAAUCAACAAAGCCUCCGUUGAACAUAUUGAACAGCUUGGCAGGCUGGAUCUAAAAAUGAGCCAUUGUACCAUCCCUUCAGGCGCACAGUUACCAUACUUGUCACACAGAGACCACUGUGUACGGAAGGGACUCUUGCGGACAGGUUCCUCUAAAUUCGCUCACUUCAUUCACGUGGAGCAUCAACCAAAUGGUGGUGCGCCAGUGCUCCACGCGUACAUGGAUGAACUCUCUUUCUUGUCUCCUAUGGAGAUGGAGAGGUUUGCUGAAGAAUUUCUUGCUUUGACUUUCAGUGAAAAUGAGAAGAGUGCGGCACACUAUGUAAUGGCCAUCGUACAUGGAGCUGCAGCUUACCUGCCAGACUUUUUAGAUUACUUUGCUUUUAACUUCCCCAACACACCAGUAAAAAUGGAAAUAUUGGGGAAGAAGGAUAUAGAAACCACGACCAUCUCGAACUUUCGUGCUCAGGUUUCACGGACUUAUUGUUGUGGCACGUACAGAGCAGGUCCAAUGAGACAGAUCAGCUUGGUGGGAGCAGUGGAUGAAGAGGUUGGAGAUUACUUCCCCGAAUUUCUUGAUAUGUUGGAAGACUCUCCGUUUUUGAAAAUGACACUGCCAUGGGGAACCCUAUCCAACCUUCAGCUGCACUGCCGAUCGCAGAGUGAUGAUGGCCCCAUAAUGUGGGUGAGGCCUGGCGAGCAGAUGAUCCCGACUGCAGACAUGCCAAAGUCCCCCUUCAAGAGACGACGGUCAAUGAACGAAAUCAAGAAUCUCCAGUAUCUACCUCGGGCCAGUGAGCCCCGUGAAAUACUCUUUGAAGAUCGGACGCGAGCCCAUGCAGACCAUGUGGGUCAAGGCUUUGAUUGGAAGAGCACAGCAGCUGUAGGUGUGCUGAAGGCAGUCCAGUACGGAGAGUGGAGUGACCAGCUUCGGGUAACCAAAGACGUGAUCUGUUUUCAUGCAGAGGAUUUCACAGAUGUUGUACAGCGAUUACAGUUGGAUCUACAUGAGCCGCCAGUGUCGCAGUGCGUGCAAUGGGUGGAUGAAGCAAAACUCAAUCAAUUAAGGCGAGAGGGCAUCCGCUACUCGAGGAUCCAACUCUCAGACAACGACAUAUACUUUAUUCCUCGAAAUGUCAUACACCAGUUUAAAACUGUGUCUGCCGUUUGCAGCUUGGCCUGGCACAUACGUCUGAAGAGAUACCACCAGGAGGAGCCAGAAUCGGAACCAAACACUGACUCUGACAUCGCUUCUAAAGAGAUUAAGACAGAAACUGAUGUGAGCUGUUCAGAUGAUACAGUAAUAGAACCUGAAGUUCAGGCCAAGCUGCCAAUAAUACAGGAAGAUCACAGUCGUCACCCCCAAGAUCAACAAGGUUUUCCACAAUGACGUGUGUACAUACUCGACUUUUUAAAUAAAUAUUUUUUCUUUCUUUUUAAACAGGGAUGUGAAGUUUUAGUUUUAUAAGUUGGCCGGGAUUCAAAUUUUAGUGAAGAAAUCGUGCCGUUCUUAAAGUGUGCUUCUUGCAUUGCAGUGACAUUUCAAAGCACUUGGCGAGUGAAUGCUGCCCCUGUUUACACAGAUAUUCAAUCCGCUCAUGGAUAUGAUUCGGGCCUUUUUAAUCUGACCCUUUAGCUGACAUGCCGAGAAAGUAACAGCCGUGCUGACCCUGUGGUCAGUUACAGAGAACCGGCUGCAGUAAAUCGCAGGAAUGUAACCAGCACUACAAACCGCCAACUUAAUGAAAGGAGUUUAUUCCUUUAAUCUCUCCAGGGACGGUUUAAUAUGAAGAAUGCCAUGCUGUUUGCUGCCAUUUCACAUUCUAAUUGCUUUUAGUUGUAACUAGAAAGUUUCCUUAUUGGCAAAACAAAUUCUUUGGAAACCUCAAUAUCUGAACCCUACACAGUAAUCACUUACCCAUUUUCUCUUCAGACUUGCCAUGCUCACCCUGUCUGGGCCUAUAUGUGAGAGUGAUGUCCCAUAUCAACGUGGUUAAUUCUCAACGACCCUCUGAAUUGAUCUAGCAUGCACUCUGUUGUACACAGCUAGGGCAGGCAAUGUCAGUCUUGCCAGUGCCUUCCACAUCCUGAGAAUAAAUAAAAUUUAGAAUUCCAAGAAACAAAACUAAACAAUGAUGUUGCUGUUAGGUUAUCGUUUUGUAAUUAUCUUUUUGGAUCUGCCCCAAACAAACCCAUUUGCUAAUGGGUUAUAAAACCUGCAUUGAGAAUACAGCACAGAAAACGGGACAUUCGCCCCAAUUGUGUGUCCUCACUUUUUAUACUCCACACGAGACUCCUCCCACUCUUAUUUACCUCUCCCAACCUUUCCCACAUAUAUAUCUUAUUCCUUUUCUACCUCAAUUAUGCAUAAAGCUCUCCAUAAGUAUGUCAUUGGUCUCUGCUUCAACCACUCCAUGUGGCAGUGAUUUCCACAUUUUUGUCACUGAAGAAAUUCCUCCUAAAUCUUUUAGUUGCACUGUCAAUGGUUAUCCUGUAUUUAUGCCCCCUUGGUUUCUGUGUAUAAUUCAUAAGAGCAUAUAAAAUAGGAGCUGGAGUAGCUGAACUGUCCCACAAGUUGGAACCAUUUCUCCAGCUCCACCCUGUCACACCCUUGCAUAAUUUUAAAGGCCACUGUCAGGUCAUCUCCAGGGAAUGGAGCCCCCUAAACUGCCUCCAUAUUUCCUAAGCAUCACUCUAUAUCUAUUUUUUUUUUGCAGAUUAGACUUUCAUGCAGCUACGAUAUAAAAUGAUGGUCAGAAAAAGACCUGCUUCUCCAAUGACCCUGCCUGAUUCAGCCCUGGAGCCCCAAGCAUCAUUAUUUCCAACACCUACUAGCAGCUAAGCAGCCUUCCUGGACAAGGAAUAGAUUUAAAACCAAAAGCCACGGCUCAGUUUGGUGGAGGGGGGUGGUGGGAUGGAAACUAGGAUAGGAGAACACAUUUUUUUUUACUGUUUAUGCAACUUAUUAUUCUACCUACCUUUGUCCACUGUGAUUUCUGGCCCAGCCAGGAUCUCUGGUCCAACUUUGUUUUGAAAGUGUCCAGUGAAAGUGCACUUAAUGCUCGAGCUGGCAUCUUGUCCUAUAGAUUCAAAAUCCUCUGAAAAUCAAGAACUUGCUCACAAAUAGCCUAGCACUACCCUUAUAUACGAAAAUGCAUGACUGCACUCAUGCCUGCCUCACCAUGCCUCCCCAGACCCUCACCAGUCCUCCUGGACCUAACAGCCUAUUGCUAUGAACGUAGUCUACUCCCAUCAUUCUUUAAGCAUCUGUCAAAUUCCUCCCAGAGUCUGUGCUUUUCUAAAUAAAAAAAUUGGCCCAGCAUUUCAAGUUUGCCUAGGUAACGCAGGUGUUUUAAGAUGGCUUCAAAUACAGCGCAGAUGUAUUGGGUGUUUACGUUGAAUUGAUGGCAAAUUCCAAAGUUUGCUGAAUAGUUUUUAUUUGAGUUUGAGACCAGCCAAGUGUGCACACAGGCAUCUUGUAUGUUGGGCUGCUGCUGUUCCUAAGAGGCUGGUUCUAAUUUAGCUUCGUCCUUCCUUUUCAGUUUGACCCAAAUCUGAGUGUGAGAAUGCACAUGGACCUUGUUGGGAAUCAUUGUUGUUGUUCUUGAGUUUAGUAUUUGAUGAUAGCAGUUUUAAUCUGUAGCCAGUAUCUAGGUCAGUGUGACGGCACUUGCUGCUGAGCUUCGCAUUGCUAAACUGGCAGUGUUGGCCUAAUCUAAGUUUCUUUCACCUCUGCGGUAUUUUAGGCGAAAUAUGGGAUAAAGUCCAUCGCUUGUCUCCCAAUCUCUACCCAUGUGAAAUGAAUCAUUUGAUUUUCUGCCAAGUUUCUGCGGUAAGAUUAGCUGGGAAAGAGGCAUUUUUGUUGGCAGCUUCUCUAGCCCUCUUGAGCAUGUUGGUUAGGACUGAAAUGUGACCUUGCUACUUUUUAAUUAGCCUAGUGCAAAUUUGUCUCUUCCCAGCUGUGUUUAGUAACCCAUUACUUAGUAGCUCCUCAGAACUUAAAGGUGAGAACUUUGUUGAAAGGAAAAAAUGUUUAAAACUGUGAUGAGGGGACUUUAAGGCACCUUUCUGGAGGAAUGAAUUAAAAUAGGCAGAAUGGCUUCUAUGCUGUUUGUCUUCCUGUUAGGAGUUUGCCAUUGUGUGAAAACUGGUAAAAAAAAAAAAAUCUUAAUGCAGCAUUGUAAAGCUGGAGGAAAAUGCAGACUGGAGUGAAUAGGCAAAUGAGUUAAUAGAACCCAUGUCCAUCCAAGACUUCUAAACCGCACCAAUAUUCUGGGGAGGACACAUUCUACAGCUUUCUCAUUCAUGGUUAGGAUACCUAAUGAACGAUCCCUCACCACCAGCCUUCACACUCAGUCAAUCUCUGCCUCUCUCUCUUUCCUCAAUCAUCAAUGCAGUUAUUUUCAGAGUUUCUCCAAACUUUCCACUCUGUAAUUACACCGCGCUGUGCCUUUUUUCACCUCCCUAUGUCUUACUGUGUUGAAACAGAGACUCAACGCAAUAUCUCUGGAACCAGCAGGGGUGAUUUCAGGAAGCACUUCUUCACAUAAAGGGUAGUGGAAAUCUGGAGCUCUCUCCCCACCACCCCCACCGUGAAAAGCUGGGCAUCAAUUGAAAGAUUCAGAAUUGAGAAUGUUAGCUAAUUUUAGGCAAGGGUAUUGAGGAUUACGGCACCAAGGGGAAUUGGGAGUUGAAAUUCAGAUCAGCUAUGAUUUCAUGAAAUGGCAGAGCAGUCUCGGGGGAUUGUUGAUGACGUCUUAUACCUAAAUUCCUACGCCUAUUCCAACUCGCUCUUUCCCAGGGCCUCAGAACAUAGUGACCACAAGCCAAAAAAUAAACUAGUUGGCUUCUUAGCAUCUUGGUAGUCACAUGAUAUGAUGGUAAUGGAGUUGUUGGUUAAUCACAGAGAUUAGUCUCUAUCAAGUGGUCUACAACAGGCCCAGACACAAGGGAACCCCCCAGUGGUGGAGCGCUUUGGGAGCUUUGCAGCGACCAUUACUGAUUUGUCAUCUUUUUGUCCACAUGAGCAUUGGCCCUUUCUCCUAGGUUUCUUAAAUCACAUUAAUAGACCACAGAAUAAAUACAGCUUGAGCCAAUCACUGCAAAGCCAAGAAAUUGUGGGGUCAAGGGUGUGGGUCGGGGGCAUUAUAAUAUCAUUCAGUGCCGCCCACUGCCAAGCCUCUUGUGUUUUUUAUGCGUUAACUUAAUGUUGUGUAGGAAAUAUCUUAAGGAGCACAGAAAAACUGAUAAUGAAAGCAGUGCUAGACUCAAGUGUGAACAUAUGCCUGAGUGUUUAUGUUCCUCAUUGCUAAUGGCUAAAUGUCAGACACUCUCUCUCACCCCAGCUUGUUCUCACUGCCAGUGGCUCGCUUCGACUAAGGAACUGACCACCUCAAAUAGAAAUUUUUCGAUUUUUAAAUAUCCAACCUAAUGUCCACUCAAAAUUGAGGGAUCCGAUGAGAUUAAAUCAGAAGAAACUGUUUCCACUUGCUGCAGGGUUGGUAACUAGGGCCAUGGAUUUAAGAUAAUUGACAAAAGGGCCAGAGGGAAGAUGGAAAAGAAUUACCUUACUUUUACACGUUGUGGUCCGGAAUGUGCUGCCUGAAAGGGUAGUGGAAGAGAAUUUAUUAGUAACGUUCAAAAGGAAAUUGGAUAAAUACUUGAUGGGGAAUAAUAUCUGGCUCUGUGGUAGAAUUUUGGGCAUUAAGGGAAUCAAGGGACAUGGCGAAAGGUUAGAAAAUGAUGGGCGGAAUGGCCUUUUUGCUGCAUCAUUCUAAUAAAUUACAAUUCCUACAUUACAACAUUAAUUACAUUUCAGAAGCACUUCACUGGUUAUAAAGCACUUUGCGACUCUGGUGGUCAUGAAAGAUGCUUUGUAAAUCAAGAAUUCCUUUUCUUAUUUCUUUACAAAGUUGCCUUUUCAACCACAUCUUAGUUUCUCCUCUUGACCUCCAUGUCUUUGUGUGCCAUCAGGUGUAUGAGUCUCCAGAAACGAUUGGGUUGGAAUCAUGUGCUAUCUUAAAAUGACAACCAGGAAGGCAACUCAAUGUACACAAAGGUGCUUUUGAUUUCAGUAAUGUACUUGUUUUGAAUUCAGUUGGAAGCAGCACUCCAGCAAAGCCUAAGUCCUCACAGUUGAAUUACUCCUUGUGUAGAAAGCAGAACUAUGUUACACAGGAUCUUCAGACUGACAAGCCAGAGUUCAACUGAGCUUGUGUAAUUUCUGGGCUAAUUUAUAGGGACUGACUGCUUAAACUUGGGCUUGUAUUCCCUUGAGUUUAGAAAGUUAAGUGUGAUUUAACCGAGGUGCUUAAAAUAAUAAAACUAUUCUGUAGGGAAGAUACAGAGGAACUAUUUCCUCUAGUGGGGAAUCCAGUGCAAAGGGACGUGAUCUUAAUCAGAGCUGAACUACUCGAGUGAAAUCAGGAAGCGCCUUAUUACACAAGUGUUGGUGAAAACCUGAAACUGUCUCCCCCACAAAAGCAGUUGUGAAUACUGGAGAUCAGAUGACAUUUAAGACUGAGAUCAAUAGAUUUUUGUUGAGCUAGAGUAUCAAGGGGCAUGGACUAAAGGUGGGCCUGAUCUAAAGUUUGGCCUUUGUGUCAUUGAAUGGCAGAACAGGUUUGAGGGGCUGAAUGGCCUCCUGUUGCCCUUAUGUUCCACUGACAUCUGUUUGGCAGUAAAAGCAAUUAUAUUGUUAGGGAGAAGUAUAAAGGUAGAGGUGUGUAAGAAAAGUCUUGCAACCGGUAUUGAAGGAUCAGAAACAAAUUUGCAUUUAAAUAGCACUUUUCACGAUCCCAUAUUCUAAAUGCUUAAUAGCCAAUUCAGCCCCUUUGAAAUUUAGUUACUCUUGUGACAUGGAGAAGUGCUGAUAAAAAUACUGCUUUAAAUAGCAAGUAGGUGGCAACUUUCCAAGCCAUUCUGAAGCUGUGAAACCUGGUGUCAGAAUAAAUGGACCAACUAGUCACAAGAAGAGAAAGCCAUUCGGCCUAUCUUGGCUCAUUCACUCCAGCUCAACUUUUCAGUAUCAGCUGCCUUUCUCAUGGUGCCUUUAUAUUCUGUGAAACCCUUACAAGUGCUGUCAGCUUCCUCAUGCACAGUUCUUGCGCAAUCAACACAAAACCAACCUACCCAGACCAGUUUUCAGUGGAUCACUUUUUUGCUCUUAGCCUGCAGGCUGGCUGCCUUGCAUAUGUCCUACACUUGGGGAAACCCGAUGGCACUAACUGUGAUAUGUGAGCACUUGCAAACAAUUCUGCACUUUUUCCCUCCAGUACUCGGUGGUUCAUACUGCAAGUUAUCGUUUAGGAGCAUAGAUGCAGGAGUAGCUCCUCAAGCUCGUUCUGCCUGUAUGAGAGAGGACUACCUAAUAUGGGGCCCAUUGUGCACCUUGCGUCUCGUCACUGUCCACUUAGGCUUCAUAUAUUGCUUUGGCUACUGCCUGAAUCACCUGUAAAUUUGACUGCUUUCUACAUCCCAUGUGGUCGAAUCAAGUUGGAGUCCCCAGGGAACCACACUCCACAUCCAUUUUCCCCAUCAUUGCUUUCCCUAUUUGCAUCCUGCACCUAAUUCCUCAUCUAAUCCCAUUCGAUGAAUCAUUGACCCCGUAGCAGCAAAAUGGCCAAUUAGUUUUUGCUUACAUAAAUAAGAAUUGAGCAGCUGGCAAAAUCUAACCUUUUUAAACAUGUAGAAUUUAACAAUCAAACGAUGUAAUCUGUGUAAACAGGGCUCCCGAGCAAUGAGCACUUGCCAACAUGAUGGACAGUCUUUAUACUGAAGAAUAAUUUCAUCCUCCAGACACAUAGGGAGGUAGGAAUUCCGCAAACUCGUUCUCCGAUUUUUAACAAGAGGAACUGUAAACAUUGUCUUGUCCCGAAGAUGAUUUUAAAAGCUUAAAUUUGGUCAUUCAAAGUGAAAAUUGCUUCCCAGGCACUUGUAUUUUCUAUUCACUUUACUGUAUUUGUAAUUUUUUAUCCAUUUAUAUUCGUAAGUUGUUUUAAAACAAAAGUAUGGCUCCUUUAAAAUAUUGUAAUAUUGUAGCUUGUGGGAAAAUUCCUUCAGGUUUAUCUUAAUUUACCAAUAGUCAGCAUUAUUGAAAUGCCUCGGUGUAUCUAGCAGUAAUUUAUGAAGACAUCUACUUUAUUUUUGAACAUUUCUAUCAGUGUAGCAGAGUUAAUGCCCAGGAGGGUUUUGUAUUUUUGUAUUUCUGUUGAGUAUAUUUACAUUAAUGUAAAAUUUUCAGCCAGUCUGCAUGUGUUAUUGACAUAAUUGACUUAUAAAUCUUCAGAAUGCUGUGUCAGGCUGUCACACUGCAAGUGUGCUUGUCUGUUCUUGGAGGGCGUCAAUGCACUGUCAAGCUGCAAGUGUGCCUGUCUAUUCUUGGGGUCACUACACUGUCAUAUUGUAUGUACAUCUUCCAUUGUCUGGUUCCAAGAGAGUUCAACAGAACAUCUCGCUACAUGUGGGUCUUUCUAUUUCAGUGCGGUAGAUAGGUGGUUGUGGAUCACCUGUCCAUUAUGCACUCGACCCAUUGACUUCAAUCCAGCACCAUCAAGAUUAAGGCCCCUCCCCCACACCUAAUGUUCUGCUUUGUAAGUGUGCUCUUUGUGGGCUGCGAGAAUAUUAACUAAGUGACGAGGCAUGAAGGGCUUGCUUGCUGUUGACCAGAUUUUGUUUGAGAACCUGGUGAGUAUUUACAUUUGGGACUGCAGGAAUGUCAAAGACACUGGAUAUCAUUAGAGAUUUGGAUGGAGGAUCCACCAAUAGGAUUCAUUGAGUGAGUUGCUGAAACACAAAGAUCAUAGGAGUGCUCUGGGUGUGUCUUGGUCUGCUGAUCUCCUUUGGGCCAAUGGUAGCAAUAUUCCGAUUGGCUUCAGAACCUAUGGGAUGGGUUAGGGAAUAAAUCUCUCAGGACUCCUUAUCCAGUACCAUCUGCUGGAAAAAGCAUACUCUCCACGGUCAACUCCAUGGAAGACUUACAUUUCCCCCACCAUGUAUGAAUUGAAAUUAAAGGAGCAUUUGUGCUCCCUGCGAGCUAAUUAACCUUGGACACCUGAUUUCUGUUACCUCACUUUGUGGACGGGCAGCCACUCGUACUGACAAUGCAAAGUGCUGCUCAAAACACACUCGCAACUCUGUGCAAAGCCAGUGGUCCAUUGAGAAAACUAUUCAUGAGAAGCUUACCUACAAAUAAGAUUUCAGAAUGGCAUUUGCUUGGGAAGUAAGCUUUGCUUUGCUUGGCCUUAGUUCUAUCGCAAACCCUAUAAAUCCUUGUCUCAGUGAAGGGUGUAAUAACUUUUUAAUGACGCAGAGUGUGAGCAGAUGGUACAUUUUAAGAUAAAUAAACCUCUACGUGAUAUUAACCCGUUGCUCAGUGACUUUCUUUAGCUCACUAUAUGAAGCAUGUUUUAACCUUUUAAAAUGUUGCUUUGUAAGAUUUUAAAUUCGAGCGCGCAGAUGGAAUACAUAGAACAUUUCUUUGAAGUAUUUUUUUAAAUAAACUGGAAAAAAUG
Messenger RNA from Carcharodon carcharias (great white shark), 10162 nucleotides. Its product is annotated as lysine-specific demethylase 9-like. The record is from RefSeq and is a predicted model, not a curated record. The coding region runs from base 1 to 2040 and encodes 679 amino acids. Gene Ontology annotation, cellular component: nucleus. The transcript is spliced from 7 exons. Lineage: Eukaryota; Metazoa; Chordata; Chondrichthyes; Lamniformes; Lamnidae.